AGUUUCGUGUUUGUUGUGCGCUCGUAAGGAUGUGUCCGCUGGCGCUGCCGGACUUCGUGCGUUCGCGUCGCGUGUGUGCGCGUUUAUCCUGACGCUGAAUGUAUCUCAGCCAAAGCGGCCGAAACGGGCCACGAAAAGUGCUUGAAAAUCAGGCGAAUAGCUCAAGUGAAUGCCAGAAUAAUAAUCAUGCAUAUUGAUAAAGCGUUGAGAGAAAAUCAAAAAUAAAAUGCGGCAAUCGCUGUCCAGUUCCGUGUUAAGUUUUUAUUUGUGUUCGUGUGCUUGGAUUCGGAAAGCAGGAUCCCAAUUACCGACGAUCUCGAGGAUAAACCACUAACUGAUAGAAGGUCCUGCGUUGCGGAAAAUAAAACACAGCAAAAAGCUCGUUCAAAAUGAUCACCUAAAGCCAAAAUCGGUGCAAACAAUAAAAAAUACAAAUAAAAAACAAAACCGAAUAAAACGUGAAUAACUAAAAAAAAAAAAGGCAAAAGUUCAUAGCGCAAACAAAGUUUAAUUGGCAUUGGAAAAAAUAAAUGUAAAUUGAUUUUGAAAAACCCAAGGGCAGAGAACUACAACCGAAAACCUACGAAAUUAAACAAAAACCAAAGAAACCGUAACGCAAACCACCGCAAAAAUUGCAUUAGAUUAACAAAUAGAAGAGUACGGAAAACAUAAAAACCACUCACAAAUCGCAUCAAACAAAAUGACGCAGCGCAUAUCGGCCACAUACGGAAAUCAUCGAGGGCUCAUCAUUCCUGGCUUUGUGCUGCUCCUGAUUUUGGCCACCUUGCCUGCCACGCAGGCAGGACGAAUCUUCGACGUCACAAAUCUGGACUACGUAAAGGUGAAUGCCGAGGCGGGCAAGAACGUGACCAUUCCGUGUCCGGGGGUCAACGAGCACUCGCUGGUGGACACGCUCGUGUGGAAGACGGCGUCCACGACAAUCGCACAGUUUGCCAACCGGAUACCCCUGCUCCACAGUCCGAGGAUUCAACUUCUUUCGGACAACUUCGGCCUGCAGUUUUCCCCUUCAUUAGCGAGUGAUACCUCGGAAUACAUAUGCCUGGUGAACGAUCGCCAUAUACCAGAAGCCAUUGUCGAUUUGCUGGUCCAGGAUGUGCCCGAUCCGCCGGAGCGACCAUUGUUGAUAAGUUUCACAUCACGCUCGGUGAAUUUAUCCUGGGCGCACUCACAGCAUCCGCGGAAUGCGCCCGUCACGCAUUUUAUUAUCGAAACGCGGGAGGGCGAGGAUGGCAUUUGGGAGCAGCUGGCCAGGAUCUAUACGAAGACAAAUGCGACGUCAUAUCAGGUGACCGGGCUGACGCCCUUCACCGUCUACAGCUUUCGUCUGCUGGCGGUCAACAAGCUGGGUAUCAGUCCGCCGUCCAAGGAGUCCUACUACAUAGUCACGCUGCGUGAGGCUCCCACGGGCAAGCCCAUACCGACGACGGCCCACAACACGUCCUCCACCUCGGUGUACAUCUCGUGGAAGGCACCGCCGCCGGAUACCAUACUGGGCGAAUUCCUUGGCUACCGCAUCACAUAUCGACCUCGCGAUCGGGACCCCAACGAUACCAAGGAAAUCUAUAUACGCGACAACACCGUGGAGAGCCAUGAAAUUCAAAACCUACAGACGUACACGCAGUACAAGGUGACAGUGCAGGUGUUCAAUCCCGAGGGUCUGGGACCGGAGACCACCAUCCUGGUGAUGACCGACGAAGGAGUGCCAAGCAAACCGCAGAAUCUAACCAUCUUGGAUGUUUCGGCCAACAGCAUCACGAUGUCCUGGCAUCCGCCAAAGAAUCAAAACGGAGCCAUCGCCGGUUACCAUGUGUUCCACAUACACGACAACCAAACUGGCGUGGAGAUCGUCAAGAACUCUCGCAAUUCGGUGGAAACCCUCAUUCACUUCGAACUGCAGAACUUACGACCCUACACCGACUACCGUGUGAUAGUCAAGGCAUUCACCACCAAGAACGAGGGCGAACCCUCCGAUCAGAUUGCCCAGCGUACGGAUGUCGGAGGACCCAGUGCCCCGGCGAUUGUGAACCUCACUUGUCACUCCCAGGAGUCCAUCACGAUUCGAUGGCGAAGACCCUAUGAGUUCUACAACACCAUCGACUUUUACAUCAUCAAGACGCGUUUGGCUGGCCAGGAUACGCAUCGGGAUAUCAGGAUUAAUGCCUCGGCCAAGGAACUGGAAACUGCGAUGAUUCUUCAAAACCUAACAACCAACUCGUAUUACGAGGUCAAAGUGGCAGCGGCAACGUUCAGUGUCAUAAAUCCAAAGAAAAUUGUGCUGGGCAAAUUCUCGGAGUCAAGGAUUAUACAACUGCAACCGAACUGCGAGAAAUUGCAACCGCUGCUGCGGCAGUCGCAUAAUGACUACAACCUGGCCGUUCUGGUGGGCAUCAUCUUCAGCUGCUUCGGCAUCAUCCUGAUCAUCAUGGCCUUCUUCCUGUGGAGCAGAAAGUGCUUCCAUGCGGCCUACUACUAUCUGGACGACCCGCCACACCAUCCAAAUGCCCCGCAGGUGGACUGGGAAGUGCCCGUUAAGAUCGGCGACGAGAUCCGAGCGGCUGUGCCCGUCAACGAGUUCGCCAAGCACGUGGCUUCCCUGCACGCGGACGGGGACAUUGGAUUCAGCCGGGAGUACGAGGCCAUCCAGAACGAGUGCAUCAGCGAUGAUCUGCCGUGUGAACACUCGCAGCAUCCGGAGAACAAACGCAAGAAUCGCUAUCUCAACAUCACGGCCUAUGACCACAGUCGGGUGCAUCUGCAUCCCACACCGGGACAGAAGAAGAAUCUGGACUACAUCAAUGCCAACUUCAUCGAUGGCUACCAGAAGGGACAUGCCUUCAUCGGCACCCAGGGUCCAUUGCCCGACACCUUCGAUUGCUUCUGGCGCAUGAUCUGGGAACAGAGGGUGGCCAUCAUCGUGAUGAUCACCAAUCUUGUGGAGCGCGGGCGGCGCAAGUGCGACAUGUACUGGCCGAAGGAUGGGGUGGAGACCUAUGGCGUAAUCCAGGUCAAGCUCAUCGAGGAGGAGGUCAUGUCCACGUACACUGUGCGCACCCUGCAGAUCAAGCACUUGAAGCUCAAGAAGAAGAAGCAGUGCAACACCGAAAAGCUGGUCUAUCAAUACCACUACACCAACUGGCCCGACCACGGAACACCCGAUCAUCCCCUACCCGUGCUUAACUUUGUCAAGAAAUCCUCGGCCGCCAAUCCCGCAGAGGCUGGUCCCAUAGUCGUGCACUGCAGCGCUGGCGUCGGUCGCACUGGCACAUACAUCGUCCUGGACGCCAUGCUCAAGCAGAUCCAGCAGAAGAACAUCGUCAACGUCUUUGGCUUUCUGCGUCACAUUCGUGCUCAGAGGAACUUCCUGGUGCAGACCGAGGAGCAGUACAUAUUCCUGCACGACGCUCUGGUGGAGGCCAUCGCCUCGGGGGAGACCAAUCUGAUGGCCGAGCAGGUGGAGGAGCUGAAGAACUGCACUCCCUACCUGGAGCAGCAGUACAAGAACAUCAUCCAGUUCCAACCGAAAGACAUACACAUUGCAUCCGCCAUGAAGCAGGUGAACUCGAUCAAGAACCGCGGCGCCAUCUUCCCCAUCGAGGGCAGUCGGGUGCACUUGACGCCCAAGCCGGGCGAGGAUGGCAGCGAUUAUAUCAACGCCUCGUGGCUGCACGGCUUCCGGCGACUGCGGGACUUCAUAGUCACCCAACAUCCCAUGGCGCACACGAUAAAGGACUUCUGGCAGAUGGUCUGGGACCACAAUGCGCAGACCGUCGUGCUGCUCUCAUCACUGGAUGAUAUAAACUUUGCACAGUUUUGGCCAGAUGAGGCCACGCCCAUCGAGAGCGAUCACUAUCGCGUCAAGUUUCUGAACAAGACCAACAAGAGCGACUAUGUGAGCCGCGACUUUGUCAUCCAGUCGAUACAGGACGACUACGAGCUGACGGUCAAGAUGCUGCACUGUCCCAGUUGGCCAGAGAUGUCCAAUCCCAACAGCAUCUACGACUUCAUCGUCGAUGUGCACGAGCGCUGCAAUGACUAUCGCAAUGGACCCAUCGUCAUUGUGGAUAGAUAUGGUGGCGCCCAGGCGUGCACCUUCUGUGCCAUCUCCUCGCUGGCCAUCGAGAUGGAGUACUGCAGCACGGCGAAUGUGUACCAGUACGCGAAGCUGUACCACAACAAGCGACCCGGGGUGUGGACAUCCAGCGAGGACAUCCGCGUCAUCUACAACAUACUUUCAUUUUUGCCUGGCAAUUUGAACCUGCUGAAGCGCACGGCGCUUCGGACUGAAUUCGAGGAUGUGACAACGGCCACGCCGGAUCUCUAUAGCAAAAUAUGCAGCAAUGUCGCUCCUCUAUCCUCCAGUUCAUCCACCACACCACCACCACCAAGUACUCCAACACCACAGCCCCCACAAACCAUCCAACUGUCAUCGCAUUCGCCAUCCGACCUGUCCCACCAGAUCUCAUCCACAGUCGCCAAUGCAGGAUCACCAGCAACUGCAAGUGCAGGCGCAACACCAACGACUCCAAUGACACCGACAGUCCCACCCACAAUACCUACAAUACCAUCACUCGCAUCCCAGAACAGUCUAACCCUUACUAAUGCCAAUUUCCAUACUGUUACUAAUAACGCUGCUGAUCUGAUGGAACACCAACAACAACAAAUGCUGGCCCUGAUGCAACAACAAACGCAACUGCAACAACAAUACAACACGCACCCGCAACAACAUCACAACAACGUCGGUGACCUGCUGAUGAACAAUGCGGACAACUCACCAACCGCUUCACCAACGAUCACCAACAACAAUCAUAUAACCAACAACAACGUCACAAGCGCAGCAGCGACAGAUGCUCAAAACCUAGAUAUUGUAGGCUAAACUAAAGAUAAAUUUACAGAGAGGGAAUUUAAAUCAUUUUAUAAAUGUUUAAAUAUAAAUACUUAAAUUUAAACCUUACACCUACGUACAUAGCGAUGUAUUUAUUAAAGUCUAAGUCGUUUAAGUGAGAACAGAGCGUCUAGCGCUGUGUCCAUAAAUUAUUCAACAAUUCGUUUGCCCUGUAAGCUCAUAUUUUACUUUAACUUACACACCCACACUCAGUUGUUUCCCCCAAAACUAUCUAAAUUAUUUUGUCUUAUGUAGUAGUUUUUAUAUCGUAAACAUAGGUUUUUAUACACCAUACUUUACCCACAUUUAGUCACGAGGGAAAAACAAAACAAGAACGAAAGUCAAAAGCCGCAGUGAAGAACAAGAAUAAUCGCAAAUCUAAAGUGGAAACGUAGUGGAAAUGCACAAAUCGAACAAGUAGAGUUAAUAACAUAUUUGUCUAAUCAUUUAAAUACGCUGAUUACACAUAACUAACGUUAAUGCAGGCUAAUGCUGCACACACUUGUGCCAUGAUUUUUUUAAGCUCUCCCAAGCAAAUUCCUAUUAAAGUAAUGAAUAUUAGUUGUUGAAUUGAAUUAGUUGAUUGAGCAAUCAAUUUGCAUUUUAAUUCGAAUCGAUUCAGUCCGUCCUAGUAUCUGUUAUUCUUUUCAUUUUGCCUUCCUAACAAUUGGUUCCACUUUAAGACAGUUUAAUGCAAAAUGACAAACUUAAGCGAACCUAGCUACAAAUUAAUUGCGAAUUUAGUGGGCACUAAGCCGAAUUACCGAGCACUCUACACCACCCACACCACACACAUCACUGUAAAUCCCAAUCAAAGCUAAGUAAAUCACACGAUUUCCGCACAAAGCACAAGAGCAUCACGAAAAUUUGUAAAUACAGCUUAGAUCAGAUAAAAGAUACUGUAUAAAUGUCAGAAGUCAGAGAACCCUUCACACUCUGCAAAGCUAAUAAUAUUGUAAAAAUAAAAACUAAUUUAAGCGAACGCGACAACUAUAAGUGUAAAUCGGCAAAGUAGUCGCAAGCAAAGUAUUAUUAAACUAUAUGAUACGUGUGAAAAGUGAGAUAAAAGAAAAUCCCAAUGAAAACCCAAGCUUAAGUUUUGUUUUCCUCUAUCGAUGCGUAAAUCUAGCCUGUACAGUUCUCUUAAAGUUAGACCCGAAUGAAUUAUGAUUAAACCUAGCACUCUGAAUGGCCAUAGCCAAAUGGUUUGGAGCUCUCCAAAUCGGGCAGUUAGAAAGUAUAUACCCCCCACAAGUAAUUUAGUGAAUAUUUUUACAUUUUAUAUGUAAAGUAUUGGUGGAAAUGAAGAACAUACGAAACGAUGAACAAACAUGUUUUAAAGACUGGUUUUUUGUACACUUUAACUUGAAUAAGCAUGCAUACUGAUACUGAUUAUGUAAAUGAUUAUUAUGAACGAAUGUCAAAGGUCCUUCAGUUGCCCCUCCCCGCCCCCGCAAGACCUGUCCCGAAUGUAGUUUCCACUCAAUCGCAUGUAGUCAGACUACUUGCGGAUGCAGACCGAGGAUUUGGGAGCACACUUCAAUAUCCGAUCGUAUCAAUCCAAUCAUUUGUCAGCUGAUACCAAAUAGGCGGCUCUACAUGUUAAACAACCAACUAAUGACCAAUUUUGUGAGAUUAUGUUUCUUAGGCACUAGACCCGACUUAGGCUAAGACUACUUAAACGCUAGAAGGGCUUGUAAAUUUCUCAUACCGACACCGGCGGUGGUAACAAAUGCUUCAUCUGUAAUAUAACGACAAGAAUCAUAUUAUUUCGAUACAAUACUAAGGCAGGCAAUACUAUGCAUUUUAACUGUUAAACACACAUAAAUAGUAGUGCGUAUGAUGCAACUAUAGGUGGAUAUUUCCAUGCAUUAUGUACAUAAUGUUGUAAGUGAAAAGAAAGAAAGAAAGAAAAGCUUAAUCAACUGCAUUGCGAAUGAAGCAACGAACACCUUUUGUGUGAUCACACAGAGUUCUACCGAAAUCUCCCAAUUAAAUGUGCACACUCUUUUCGAGCAAAUGGAAUCCUUUCCGCGACUAAACUACCUUCACACAUUAACUAAAGUAAUUGAGAACGAUAGAAACAAGGCCACAGAUACAACAGAUGAUUAUCUCUAAUUGACGGUGUUAUGCAAUUUAUAAAUGUGAUGAAUGUCAAAGUUAAGCGUAAACAAUUUAAAAGCAAGCGAAGAAAAUACAAAAACAC
Drosophila melanogaster (fruit fly) is the source of this 7109-nucleotide messenger RNA. It is a transcript of the gene Ptp99A, whose product is annotated as protein tyrosine phosphatase 99A. Gene Ontology annotation, cellular component: membrane. Gene Ontology annotation, molecular function: protein tyrosine/serine/threonine phosphatase activity; hydrolase activity; protein tyrosine phosphatase activity. The transcript is spliced from 19 exons. NCBI's taxonomy places the organism in Eukaryota, Metazoa, Arthropoda, Insecta, Diptera, Drosophilidae. Gene Ontology annotation, biological process: anatomical structure morphogenesis; neuron development. The coding region runs from base 701 to 4894 and encodes 1397 amino acids. The record is from RefSeq and is marked reviewed.